Dreissena polymorpha is the source of this 1475-nucleotide messenger RNA. Its product is annotated as paired mesoderm homeobox protein 2A-like. Gene Ontology annotation, molecular function: RNA polymerase II transcription regulatory region sequence-specific DNA binding; DNA-binding transcription factor activity, RNA polymerase II-specific. The record is from RefSeq and is a predicted model, not a curated record. Gene Ontology annotation, biological process: regulation of transcription by RNA polymerase II. NCBI's taxonomy places the organism in Eukaryota, Metazoa, Mollusca, Bivalvia, Myida, Dreissenidae. The transcript is spliced from 7 exons. Bases 1 to 894 code for a protein of 297 amino acids.
AUGGAUUACCCGUACCUUGGACAGCAUAACACCUUCGAUGCCUCGUGCGGGAUUCCGGGUAUGGAGACGGCACUCCAGAACUGCAACAUCCCCUGCAGCUACGGGGACUCGAACCCGUUCGGCCAGAUGGCCCAGGGGUACCGCUACAACGGCGUCCGGAGCUUCCCGCCCGGCCCGACCAUGGGAUCGGCUUCGUGCAGCAUGAUGGCUCGCCCGCGCGAUCAUACCCAACCGCCGGUUUUUCCUUCUGGUAAUGACGACACUUUCCGCCAUCCCCACGUACCGCCAAAUAAGGCGAACGGGGGAAGUUUAUUAGGUCUGUCGUAUAAGAUGUACCAGCACAGCCACGAGAACGGCAUCAGUCCGGAGAAGCGGAAGCAGCGGCGGAUACGCACGACGUUCACGAGCGCCCAACUGAAGGAGCUGGAGAAAGCGUUCUCGGAAACCCACUAUCCCGACAUCUACACACGAGAGGAGAUUGCUAUGAGGACGGACCUCACAGAGGCUAGAGUACAGGUCUGGUUCCAAAAUCGGAGGGCAAAGUUCCGCAAAAUGGAGCGCGCGAAACAACAACAACAGCCGAGUCAACCACAGAGCCCCGCGGUGAAACAGGAAAACAACAACAGCGCAAACAACAAUAACAGCACGAGCAACAACAAUAACAAUAACAAUACGAAGGACAAGCCGAAGUCCAUGGACGACAAUCGAGCAAAGUCGCCGCAAGAGAGUCAGAAGUGGCCCAGCCCAAUCAACAACGCAAAUAAAAUGACGUCAUCAAUGUUGGGGGUGCCGUCACUUCCUGGUCCGUAUUCGAGCAUACUUUCGUCCAAUGUAAAUGACUAUCAACAGAAUGUCAUGGACUCGAAAAUGCCACUUUCUUCUCCUAUGUUUUGAAGAUAUUUUUAAUGACUGAAUACAGCAUGUAAAUAUCGUCAUGUAAGAUUCAUGCAUUGUGCAAUAUAUUCAUCUUUUAUUUGGGUAUUUAUUUUUUAUAUGUGUCCGCAUACAAUAUUUACGAUCCGUUUGUGCUAGUUAAUGAGUUACGUUCUAAGGCAUUAUUUUAAUAUCAACCAUUUACGAACAUGUACUUUGAUUCCAAGGUACAAGGUUUUCAUAUAUACACGUGUAUACUGCGAGGAACUGUGGGACAAGAAACUUUCUACUACCGGAAUAGUAUCCAUUUUUUAUUAUUAUUAUUACUUGGCACAGAUCAAAUAGUUAUUGUAUUUAUUUAGCCGUUUAUAAUAUCUAUGUGGAUGCAUCAGUCAAAAACAAACAGACUACCAUUCAUUCACAAGUCAUCAAACUGUCUGUUUGUCGUUUAGAACAGGUUUUAUUUUGUUUGGUUAACUAGCCUGCCUUGAGUUUUUCAGAGUAAUUAAUUUGAAGUAAAAUUUAUAAAUACACAUGAUAAAGACAAAAUUAUAUGUAGUUUUUUUAUGUUCGCUUUUUAUUUCUAAUAAAAUUACGGAGAA